CAUAAAAGUCUAUGGCACUAACUGAUGAUAAUUAGCUCUAAAAUGUAUGUAAGUCAGGGGCCACAAUUUAAUGUCCGACAUCCAUGCACAAUUCCUGAUCACAUUUAAGUCAUUCCAUGUUGACUGUCAGCUCUAUAGCUUUGAGCUAAGGCACACAUCAUUGGAUAUAUUUAGAAAAUUGUUCCUUGUUCAAGCACAUUGUGUUCUUCCAAAAAAGAUAUAAAUGAAAUGCUACACAGAACAGGAGGCACUGCAGGGGCCAAUCGGGUUCCCCCCGGCCCGCCCCUGUACAAAUCAGUCUCUCAAAAUGUCUACAAAUCUAUUUCCCCAACAAGAGCAAAACCCUAUGACAAUGUCAGAAUGUCUCCCCUUGCAGAAUCGAAAACCUUAAGUGGAAUUCCCCUUUUUAAAAAUACCAAACAUUAAGAAGGUGCUUGUGCAACAUCUUGAUUAUGCAACCGUCUGACUGUCUGGUGUUGUGCGUGCAGGACUGGGAACGGCUGCAUGCUGCUCUAAUGGACAUGCAGGCCUACUGGAAUAAGCUGGAGUGGAAGAGAAAACAGCUGGAGAAGGAGGAGAGCGAGAACAUGGCAGUGCGCACUACUUUACCUCAGAGCAUCAGGCACAUUCAGCUGGAUCUGAGGGACCUGAUGAGCCAAGUCACCAGUCAGAUGAGUUACAUGAGGAGCUCUUGGAUGAGGCCAGCAUCUCUUUUGGCACAAAGACCCUUGAGCCCAGAGCCCAGCUCCAAAACAGUCUGGGACCGGCGAGUGGAGGGUUACAUCAUUCUGAGGGAUCUCGACCUUUACCUCACCAAGCUGGCAAGAGAUUUCCUCCUGCUGGCUUCCAAGACACAUGUAUGACUCAAUACUGAAAAGCACUGUCACUUGUCACUUGUCAGCCAGCCAGACAAAAAAGAAGCUGAACCGACAAUUAGAACCAACAAAA
Molecule: messenger RNA, 948 nt
Organism: Platichthys flesus (European flounder)
Lineage: Eukaryota; Metazoa; Chordata; Actinopteri; Pleuronectiformes; Pleuronectidae
Exons: 2
Coding region: 453-863 (136 amino acids)
Source: RefSeq, a predicted model, not a curated record